AUGUCGACACCUACAACCGCAACGGCCCUUCUCCCGCCGACACACUACCGCCUCCACCCUCCAUACUCUUCCAACUAUCGCACAACAACAACCGCGAAUUCACUGCUGCCCACAACGGCAGUCGUGGACCACCAGCCGGCGUUGCAGAGUCCGGCUCGUCCUCAGUCUUACUACUACCAUCACCAGCCUGCCGCCAACGCGGGCUACAGUCUGACGGAUGGCGUAGCCCAGAGUUCACAACCCGUGCCUCGACCCCCUCACGGCCACUACAGCCAUCAAGACUCCAACUCGUCCGCGACUGCUCGCUUUGACGACAGCUACACCUCCACCAUGCCAAACACGACGACAACAAGUUCUGGCGUCGUCCCUGCCGCUGGUCGCCUUGUCGCUGAGGACCAGCCGUCCAGGAAGCGUCGGCGCUCUCGGGAGCCCGAUUGGAACAAUUUCUACCGGAACGGCCUCCCCAAGGAAAUCAUUGUCAUUGACGACACGCCUGAGCCUGAGGCCAACACGGGCCGCAAGAUCACAAAUGGUAAUACCAUCGUGCCCGACUCGGCCGCCGCCGCCGCUGCUCAGCAGGCCGCGAAAAAGCGAAGACGAGACGACCCGCCGCUGGGCUACCACGUCCAGUAUUUGGGCGGUUCGCACACAGGCUCGCACACAAACACGCCCUUGCCCAACGCCGCCACGCCUGCUGGCUCUACCCUCUCCAGCGACCGAACAAACUCGGCAUUGAACACCACCGCGCCCACGUCUCUGUCGUCAAAUAGCCAGUAUGAUGAGCUGGCCGCGCCAUUAAAGCGCAAGCGCACCACCCGCCAGCAGGCUGCCAACGAGGCCAAGCGAAGGGAUGUUGACGGCCUGGGAGGCGCCUACAUGGCUUACAAGCCUCCCCCUUACCCGCCCAAGAAGUCUGCUGAGGUUCCCGUUAGAGUCAUUCAUGAUCGUCACUACAGCAAAAAUGCCAAGGUUGAUGAUGAUGAUGGCCACUACAUCGUCGUCCCAGAUGCUGAACUUACUGAAAAGUACCAGAUUGUCCGUCUCCUUGGUCAGGGUACCUUUGGUAAAGUGGUCGAAGCCAGGGAUGUCAAGAGAAACAAGCCUGUGGCUGUCAAGAUCAUCCGAUCCGUCCAGAAAUAUCGCGACGCUUCCCGGAUCGAGCUUCGCGUGUUGGCUACGCUCAAGGCCAACGACGAAGAGAACAGGAAUCGGUGCAUUCACCUGCGAGACUGUUUCGACUACCGCGGCCACAUUUGCAUCGUCAUGGAUCUUCUGGGCCAAAGCGUUUUCGACUUUCUCAAAGGCAACGGCUUUGUACCUUUUCCCAACAGCCAAAUUCAGAACUUUGCCAGACAGCUGUUCACCAGCGUAGCAUUUCUUCACGACUUGAACUUGAUUCAUACCGACCUCAAACCGGAGAAUAUUCUCUUGUGUGAUAACUCUUAUCAAACAUUUACGUAUAACAGGAAGAUCCCUUCGUCGUCUACCACGAUUAAUAGGCAGGCAUCUCAGCGACGGGUGCUUCUUGACACCGAGAUUCGUUUGAUCGAUUUUGGAUCAGCUACGUUCCAAGACGAAUAUCACUCAUCGGUUGUCAGUACUCGCCAUUAUCGUGCUCCCGAGAUCAUCCUUGGCUUGGGCUGGUCUUUCCCCUGCGACAUUUGGAGCAUAGGAUGCAUCCUGGUCGAAUUUUUUACCGGCGAUGCCUUGUUCCAGACACACGACAAUCUCGAACACCUAGCCAUGAUGGAAGCCGUCGUUGGCUCUAGGAUAGAUACCCAUCUUGUUCAAGCGGUCAACAAGAUGUCUACUAGGAGUGGAGGAAAUCCUGCUUCCAAGUACUUCAAGAGACUUAGGCUCGAUUAUCCAACCCCCGACACAACCAGGGGUUCCAGACGCUUUGUUAAGGCCAUGAAGCACCUGAGCGACAUAAUCCCUUCAAACUCAACCUUUUUCAAGAACUUCCUUGAUUUGCUGAGGAAGAUUUUCGUCUACGACCCUGCGCACCGCAUCACGGCCAAGCAGGCCCUUAACCACCCGUGGUUUAAAGAAAUGGCCCAGCCUGACGACGGAACCGAGGCCGCCAAGAUUCGCUUCGAACGGAGACGACUAGAGGUGGACAAGGCGAGACAGCACGCCCACUAUGUUGGAUGA
Trichoderma harzianum CBS 226.95 is the source of this 2154-nucleotide messenger RNA. RefSeq lists its product as hypothetical. Gene Ontology annotation, biological process: protein phosphorylation. The coding region runs from base 1 to 2154 and encodes 717 amino acids. The transcript is spliced from 6 exons. Lineage: Eukaryota; Fungi; Ascomycota; Sordariomycetes; Hypocreales; Hypocreaceae. Gene Ontology annotation, cellular component: nucleus. The record is from RefSeq and is a predicted model, not a curated record. Gene Ontology annotation, molecular function: protein kinase activity; ATP binding.